Heterostelium album PN500 is the source of this 3231-nucleotide messenger RNA. RefSeq names its product proteophosphoglycan. The transcript has 3 exons. The coding region runs from base 1 to 3231 and encodes 1076 amino acids. NCBI's taxonomy places the organism in Eukaryota, Evosea, Eumycetozoa, Acytosteliales, Acytosteliaceae. The record is from RefSeq and is a predicted model, not a curated record.
AUGUAUGAUGGUGGUAACUUUUUAAACAACAAGUCACUCUAUUAUGGAAUGUACGACGAGAAUGAGCAUUCAUUAUUUGUAGAUAAUCCAAAUACAUCUUCAAUUUCAAUGGUUUCCGAUGUCAGUGGCAACAAUGGAGUUGGUUUGACGGAUAACACUGGUAAUAACAAUAAUAGUGGGGCCACUGCAAUGUAUAUGCAAAAUCUACAACAACAAAAUCAACAUCAAAAUCAACAUCAAAAUCAACAACAACAACCACAACAACCGCAACAACCACAUUAUAAUGGACUAAUUCAACAACAACAACCACACCAACCAAUUUUUAAUCAUCACCCAUACCCCAAUUAUCAUCCAAGUAUUCAACAACAACAAUAUUAUGUGGGAUUGAGCAAUAACAAUAACAAUAGCAAUAACAAUAACAACAAUAAUGUACUCUUUCAAUUAUCACACUUAAAUAAUUUCAACGCCUCUUCUGCCUCCACCACACCAACAAUGAACACCAAUGUAACAUAUGAUGAACAACUUUUUCAAAAGGAAUCAAAGCCUAAUGAUGAACAUUUAGGUUUCUUAUCGGAUCAAUCAACUAACCAAAUUGAUUUAUUAAAACAACAACAAUCACAAAUUCAAAAUAGUAAUAAUAACAGCAAUGCAUUUAUUCAUCUUAAUUCACCACCUCAAUCACCCUCAAAUUUAAUGAUCCACAGUAAACAACAGUCACCAAUUAUAUCAUCGGUGGACGCCGCGAUCAAUGCAACAUUUGGAAACAAUAAUCGUCUUCAACAACAACAACCUCUACAGAGCUCUGGCGACAUUCAGCCACCAUCCACUCCAAGUGGAUUCCUGCUGAAUGCAUCAUCACAAUCCAUCUCAAAUAAUAAUAAUAAUAUCGGUAGUAAUUCAACUCCAUCUUCACCAGCACUUGUACAGUCAAAUCUUAACAACAACAACAAUAACAAUACAAACACCACAACAAGCUCCAAUCCAAUUUAUUAUCAAACACCGUUCGCUGUAAAUAUACCUUCCAACAAUGCUCCAACUUUGGCUUCGGUGCCUUUAGUUACCAACAACAUCAACAGCAGCAGUAAUAGUGCAUUCAAUCUUUCAUCGUCGUUGUCUUCGUCUGGUGGUGACCCAAUGGAUUCAAACAGUAAUAACCAGAGUGGUUCCAACAUUCCCACACAUCCACUCUCAACCAUGCCAGCAAUUCCAACAAGUUUGACUUCAAACUCGGUCAGUCCAUUUCUUGAGAAUUUCGGCCAAUCUAUCAGCGGAAGUGGCGGCAUGCCGCCAAUGGCUUCAUCACCAUCAACAAAAAAACCUGCUAAACCAAGGAAGAAACAAACAAAGAAUCAAUCAAUUGAAAAUCUAUCGGAGUUGGUAAAUGGAAAUACAAGUGAAACUGGAACAAGUCCAUCGUUAAGAGGCUACAAAAAGUCAAAUAGUUUCCCAAUUCUAAAGAAACAAUGUACUUCUUCAUCCGACAGUAUCACUCCAUCGAUGUUUGAUCGUUCAGAGAGUGGAAUGCUUCCCCAAGUCAAACAGGAAUCCAAUCCUCUUUCCUCUUCAGAAUCGUCUGUUGACGGCGGUACCAUGGUUUUCCCGAUGGACAACCUGGAGGAUUCCGGUUUGUCAUCGUCGGUGGGCAGUGAGUCAAUGCCAACAGCACCAGCCACCGGUGGUGCUAGAGGAAAGAAGAAGAAGCUUCGCCUCGUCAUCAAAGAUACCCAAUCACCUAGUUCCAGUCCGAAAUUGCAAUCCAAGUCGCCUUCACACUCAAUGUUAACACCAACACUUUCUGGUCUCUCAUUGUCCAGCAGUUUUGGCUCACCCAAUCCAUUCAACUCACCAUUGUUGACACCUGGCUCACCCAGUCUGAAUCGAUCCACCACCUCUCUGGUUACUUCUUCACUCUCCAAGUUUGAACUACAAGAUUCAACCGAUGCACUCUCACCACCUCAACCAUCGAUUUCCUCUUCAUCCAACAGUAUUCCACAAGGCGGACUACCAAGUUUCUUUUUGAAUCAAGAGUUUGCCAAGAAGCUCAGAGACACACUGGUUCCAACAGAGUUUUCCGUUGACAACUCAGAAAGUCGACCAUCGAUUCAAGACAACAUCAAUACACUUCAAGCCAUCAUUCAGUCGAUGGACGAAUCAGCCAAACGCGACUUUUCCUCAUCAUUCUCCGAGUUGUCCAACGACAGUAACAAUUUCUAUCGCUUGCCAGAAUACGAUACUCCAAUCACGGAAUCUGCAUUCCAAAAGAAAUUGAUCAACUUCUUCCUCUUCCGUAUGAUGAUGUUACCGAAUCCAAAUAACGUUGUGAUGCCAAUUCCCCCACAGGCCACCGGACAUUCCAUUGCCAAAUCCAAUUCCAACUCUGAUAGUUCACUCACCAGUAGUUCCAAUAAUCUCAGUGCAUUGUUCUCACCCAAUCUUUCAAAUCAGAAUGUAACACCAGCUUCGCCUCCUUUCGCACCGUUGUCGCUCUCUGGUUCCAUCGAUAUGUCGCCAGAUCUGCACUGCGAAGCACCACUCUCACCAGGUGGUUCUGGCUUCCUCGAACUCUCUGACCAUUCGCAUUUCAUGACCGACAAGAAUCCAUUGUCCAUGACAUCGAGCUACGAGAAUUCAGGUUUCACCAACAACAGCAACAACAACAACAAUGCAUCAUCCACUUCAUCGUCGCCAGUUGUCACAACUGCAUCUCCGAUUUCACCAGUUUCUCCAAACUCACCAAAACGCACACACGAUCGAAUGCUAACUGAUAACAUCACCAAUAACUACCAACUACACCAACAACUUCACUAUCAGCAACAACAGCAACAGCAACAAAUGUUACAGCAACAACUCCAGUAUCAACAGAUGAUGGGUGGCAAACCAAUUUAUAACAAUGAUUUGGUCAAUCAAUAUUUUUAUAACCAAUCGUCUCCACAACAAAAUCAAUAUGUUCAACAACAACAACAACAAACACAGCAAUCAACUACCCCAACUCAUCCACUUUUACAAAGGGCAAACAGUAAUCCAUCAAUCAUCUCCAACAAUAGCAACUCACAAAUUGUAUACAAUCAAAGUUUUUCAACCAACAACAGUCCCCUGAUAGGCUCGACCCCCGCUACCGCUCCUCUUUUUGAUAGUCAGUUGUCACUGACACAACUAACUCCACCUCCUCCAACAACCACCUCCACCACUACAAAAGUAAAGAAAGAAAGAAAAAAGAAACAAUCUCAAUAG